AUAUAUUGCAUUGACAUUUUUGUGACAUUUGUUGACAUUCGUAGUUUACAUACUUUGUGAUAUCACUUGUGAAUAUCAUGUUGAUAUUUCUGAUGUUCAUUUAAUUUAUAGAAACGAUUGAUUAUAAAGUGCAUUCAGAAGACACGUCUUUUUAUAUUUAAAGAAAACUUGUGAAAUUGUCAUGUGCAAUUGUCGCGUAUCCAUUAUUUAGAGAAUUUUGAUAUUUUUUGAAAAGUUAGAUUAAAAUGGCAGAAGAUUUUGGAAGAGAAACUCCACCAAUGUACACGACAAACGAAGAGUCAAAAACCGCUGGUCAGCCUCUUUCUGAUUUUCUUUUGCAGCUUGAAGAUUAUACUCCAACGGUACCUGAUGCCAUCAGUGAACAUUAUUUACACACAGCUGGCUUCAAUGCUACAGACCCCAGAAUAGUACGACUGGUUUCUUUGGCAGCACAGAAAUUCAUAUCCGAAAUAGCAAACGAUGCUCUGCAGCAUUGCAAGACGCGUGGUGCUAAUCAAAACACAAAAACAAAAGGAAAGGAUCGGCGUUACACAUUAACCAUGGAGGAUCUCACACCGGCAGUUGCGGAAUACGGAAUAAUAGUCAAGAAACCACAUUACUUUGUUUGAUUUAAAAGCCACAUGUUUCAUACCUACAAAGUUCAACAAAUAUAACCGACAGUAUAAUUAAUACAGCUUGAAGUUUGUAUGUGAUAGAUUUUGUGGGUAACAAAAUUUCAAAUACAUUGUGUUCUAUUUCAGAAACCUGUC
Molecule: messenger RNA, 770 nt
Organism: Nomia melanderi (Alkali bee)
Lineage: Eukaryota; Metazoa; Arthropoda; Insecta; Hymenoptera; Halictidae
Product: transcription initiation factor TFIID subunit 10
Biological process (GO): transcription initiation at RNA polymerase II promoter
Cellular component (GO): SAGA complex; nucleus; transcription factor TFIID complex
Molecular function (GO): promoter-specific chromatin binding; RNA polymerase II general transcription initiation factor activity
Source: RefSeq, a predicted model, not a curated record